Entamoeba nuttalli P19 is the source of this 2613-nucleotide messenger RNA. RefSeq lists its product as hypothetical. Bases 1 to 2613 code for a protein of 870 amino acids. NCBI's taxonomy places the organism in Eukaryota, Evosea, Mastigamoebida, Endamoebidae. The record is from RefSeq and is a predicted model, not a curated record. The transcript has a single exon.
AUGAAAGUCAUUUUCUUAGUCUUGUUAGGAAUUAUUCAAUACUCUUAUUCUAAUGAAUGUACAUGCACUGUCUCAACUACAAAUAUGUUUGUUAGUGAGUGUAAAAAUAAUGAUGGAAAAAUUGUUGUUAAUAGUCCUGAGUGUAUUUUUAUUAUAAAUGAAGAAAUAAAUGGAAAUAUACUUUUAGAAAGUGUUAAUAAACUAAUUAUCAAUUCAAAAAACACUUUUGAAACACAAAAUAAUAUUAUUAAAGAGAUUAAAGUUACUAGUGAUGUUAUUUUUAAUAAUGAUGGAAAAAUAUCAGAUAAUCAACUUAUUAUUGAAAAUCUUGAUGCAACAAAUGAAAAUAAAAUAACACUUGGGGUAAAUACAAUAAUUAAAUCAAGUAAUGGAAACCCUAAUAUAAUUAUAACAUCAGAAGCAAACAUUAAAUAUAAUGGAAAUAUAAAUCAAUUAGAUAUUGAUGGAAAUUUAGUUAUGGGACAAGGAAGUAUUAAUGAUAUAAAUGUUAGUGGAAGGUCAGAGGUAUUGUUGCCAGAAAAAAUUAAAAUCAAUUCUAUUACUCUUGAAACAGCUAAUUUUCAUUUAUUAGUUCCAUCAACAGAAGACUUUCAAAUUGGUAAAUUUAUUAUUAAAAUGAAUAAAGGGCUUAUCUCUAGUAUUCCUUUGAUUCAUUCAGAAAAGAUUAUCACAGAAAAGUUUAUUGAUUCUCUUGUUGUUCAAGAUGACACAGGAACUAAGUUAACAGGAAAACUUAAAAUUGAAUGUGCUCGAUAUGAAGUAUUUUAUGUUUCACAAGAAACAACAGACGUCGCUUGUCAACCAAUAACAUGUAUAUUUAAAGAUAAUCAAUUUAAUAUUGAAAGAUGUCCAUUUGAAGAAAAACAAGAUGGGGAUUCUGUUAUUCCAACAAUACUUUUAUUGAAAUCUGCUUUAUGGAAAGAAGAAUGGAAUUCAAAAAAAUUAACUAGUUUAAUAAUUGAUAUUAAUAAUGAUAAUUCAUUAGAUUUUGGAAGAAAUACCAUUAAAUGCAGUAAUUUAAUUAUUAAAUCAGGAAAGAUUUCUAUCCAAGACAUUUCAUUAGAAAAUGUUAUUGUAGAGUCACAGGCUUCACUUAAAUUAACAAAUACACAUGUCCAAAGUUUAAUGUCUGAAGACUCAACGCUUGAACUAAAGUCAGUUUAUAUUGAAGGAUAUUCAGAAUUUAAAAAUACAAAAAUGUCUAUUGAAAAUUCAUUAUAUUAUGCUGGUUCAAAUAAAAAUCUAUUUAAGAGCAUUUUUAAUGGAGUUGAAUUAAGUUUGACGGAUGGUCACAUUUACACGAAAACACCAAUUGAAAUAAUUGUUGAAGAAUUAACGAUUAUUUCACAAAAUUAUCCAAUCUUUAUUGAUGAAAGUCAAAGCAAAUUCUUCUUUGAUGAUUUUGUUUCAGUGCUUGGUGUUGAAAAUGAUGCAAUGGAUUCAUGUUUUCAGUUAGUAAGUAGUAUGGGACAAAAUUUGAUUACUGUAAAUGAAAAUAGUAAUGUGGUCAUUGACUUAAAUAAAGUUAGUGCAUUCUUUUGUAUAGAAAACGCACAGGAACCAACCUCUUAUCUUAAUUGUAAAAUUCCAAAACAACCAAACGGAAAAUAUAAUAUGGGACUUUUAGUGAAUUUACCAGACCAUUGUAAAAGCGUCAAUCCUUCAGCACUAAAUUUUAUAUUUGAAGAUGAUAUUAUUGAAUUAAAUACUAAUAACAUUCAGUCUAUUGGACAAGUUCAUGCACGUUCAUUGGUUAUUGUUAGUUCUGAAGUUCAAAACGAAGGUGAACUUACAACAAUCAAUAAAGUUGAAGUUGAAAAAUUAACUAUUUCAUCUCAUACCAAUAUUUUAGAAUUAUCUUUAAGAACUUCUUCAUUAGUUAGAGUAACUUCUUUAUUAUCUCUUGGUAUAUUAAAUGUCGAUGGAAUUAAAAAUGGUUUCUUUGCUAUUACAUCUACCGGUUCGUUGGAAAUAAUAGGAAAUUUAUUUUCUAAUGCCAAAGUAAUUAUUGAGAAUGGUGGUAGUUUUUAUUCCUACAACCCUGAAGAAUAUCUUGAAAUAAAUAAUUGUGAAUUUGAAAUUCAUCCACAAGGUGUUUUUAAGACAAACUUAUUCAGUAAAAUCAUUGACUCUAACAUCUAUUUGAAUCUUAUUAAUGAACAUGCUCUUACAUUUACUAAAGUUAUUUUUGAUGGUGUUAAUAUUGAAUUAAGAACAACAAAUCUAUUAGAAUUCAAUACACAAAGAAAGUCUCAACAAUAUGUUGCUUUUGCCAAAGAUGGAAUGGAAUUAAUUAAUACUAAUAUUGAAUUAGUUAGUGGAACGAAGAGAAUAAAUUUAAAAAGUUCGAUUGAGUGUAAUAAACAAUGGUUAUUUAUUAAUAGGAAGAAUACAAAAUGUUUGUCUGAUGGAUUAAAUAUUAGAGGAAGGGAAACAUUUGCAAUUCCUGAACAUUGGAAAAAACAGAAGAAAUCAAUGAAAUGGAUUUAUAGUAUUAUAGUCAUUCCAGUUAUCAUUGCUAUUGGAUAUAUCCUUUAUGUAUUCAUUCGACAAUCAAACAACACACAACAUUCCAAUCUCAUGGAUGAUUAA